Molecule: messenger RNA, 891 nt
Organism: Dracunculus medinensis (Guinea worm)
Lineage: Eukaryota; Metazoa; Nematoda; Chromadorea; Rhabditida; Dracunculidae
Source: the annotation of a GenBank genome assembly
AUGAAUUUAAAUUUAUGUAAAGUAUGUGCGAAGGAUUUAAAAAGGAAUGGUGAUGAAAGCGACGUUCAAAACCCGUGGCAGUGCUGCUUGUGUUUCGGCAUAGUCGAUUCAGAUUUUGUCGACGGCGUCGUCGCCGAAGUUCGUUCUUUGCGUUUAAACCCCCUUCUUCGCCUUCGCUCGUUUUUAUUAAAUGUUUUGCGCGAUUUUCGGAGUGAUUUGCGCGGAGUGAAAAACGCUCCUCGCAAGCGGCUUAUAUUCUUUCUUUCGGUGCUUUUUCGUGAGGAACUCAUUGACUUUCAGGUGAGUAAGGAAUUCGAUAAGGCUCGCUAUGAUUCGAAUUCGUUUGUUUUGGCCCUAAAUUUGCCUAUAACGACCAUUUUGCGUAAUGCCAUAUUCGAUUUGAAUUAUCGAAGCGAAUGUCCAUCUUCUUCACCGUCUUUAAAAAUUCGGGCAAUCGCUUUAUAUCCGAAUCUUAAUUCUGAUUUAACAAUUACGCUGACCUUCAUCAAUGAUGAAUUCCACAAAUCUGAUAUAGAAUUUUUGAAAAAGAAUUUUCCUGGUGAUUUUUUGCCAGCAAGAAAAAGGCUUUGUUCGCAAGAAUUUCUGUCGACCGAAUCGACUUAUACAAAAGUACGUCUCCUUGGUGUCAUUCCACGCAGCUAUAUUAUGACUUCACCAACUCGCCCAUGUUCAUUUUUAAUCGCAUUUGAACGUGAGCCACUUAUAAUUGCCUCACGUUAUUGUAAAUUUUCAAGAAGUUUAUCCCAAAGUCGUUGGAAUUGCGCUGAAGGACCAUUUAAAAUCACCGUUAGUUCGGUAUAUAUAUAUUAUUUCUUUCAUUUUAUUUCAUUUUUUCCAAUUUUAUUUUUGGUUAAUGAAUUUUACAUAUAG